Messenger RNA from Sorex araneus (European shrew), 1746 nucleotides. RefSeq names its product PARP1 binding protein (gene PARPBP). Gene Ontology annotation, cellular component: chromatin. NCBI's taxonomy places the organism in Eukaryota, Metazoa, Chordata, Mammalia, Eulipotyphla, Soricidae. Gene Ontology annotation, biological process: negative regulation of double-strand break repair via homologous recombination. The record is from RefSeq and is a predicted model, not a curated record. The transcript is spliced from 11 exons. The coding region runs from base 1 to 1746 and encodes 581 amino acids.
AUGGCUGUGCUCAGCCAGAAGUCUGUGCUGGAUAUGAUCAAAGAGCUCAGGAGGAAUUGGCACACGCUCUGCUACUCCGAGAGGACCACUGUCUGUGGGGCGGACGCCAUGCUCUCCGUACUGCAGCUUUCUAUGGCUGAGAACAACAAACAGCAUAGUGGAGAAUUUGAAGUCUCUCUCAGCGAUGUCUUAUUAACCUGGAAAUACUUAUUACGUGAUAAAUUGAACAUAUCAGUUGAAGAUAUGGAAAUGACUGACCAUUAUGAGGACAUUCGAAGGACUUAUGAUGAUUUCUUAAAAAAUAGCAACAUGUUAGAUCUGAUUGAUGUUUAUCAAAAAUGCAGUGCUGUAGUUUCUAAUUGUGAAAAUAAUACCAGCAUAUCCCCAAGUCAACUCCUGGAUUUUCUGUCUGGAAGUCAGAAUGUGGUAAAUGAUGAAACUGAUCCUUAUGUACUGAGAUCACCAACGAGUAAAUAUAACCAAGAUAAUGAGAAGGUACAGUUAUUAGUGAAGAAAAUUAUCUGCUCCUAUUUAAGUCUGCUAGUGAAUUCAAAGAACGAUCUGGCUCUGGCUCAUAUUCUGAAUAUUCCUGAUAGAGGGCUUGGGAGAGAGGCAUUCACGGAUUUGAAACACGCCGCUCGAGAGAAGCAUUUGUCUAUCUUUUUGGUUGCCACAUCUUUUAUUAGAGCACUGGAGCUUGGAGGGAAAGGAUAUGCACCAUCACCAUCUGAUCCUUUAAGGACACAUGUGAAAGGAUUGUCUAAUUUUAUUAAUUUCAUUGACAAAUUAGAUGAGAUUCUUGGAGAGAUUCCAAAUCCCAGCAUUGCAGGGAGUCGGAUACUGUCAGUGAUAAAGAUGCAGCUGAUUAAAGGCCAGAACAGUAGGGAUCCUUUUUAUAAGGCAGUAGAGGAAGUUGCUCAGAAUUUGGACUUGAGGAUUAAAACUAUUAUCAAUUCUCAACAAGGAAAUGUCACUGUGAGCACCACUGACAUCAGUCCUGCACGGCCAAAAUCUUAUACCAUAAACCAUGGCACGGCAUACUGUGGCAGAGAUACUGUGAAAAUGUUACUGGUUCUCUUGGAUGAAGAGGCAGCCAGUGCGCCUACCAAAAACAAAGCAGACCUUUUAUAUGAUGACGAAAACGCAGUUCUUCCUAAUGGAAUUUCUAUACUUACACUUUACAGGUGUCUGUCUCCCACGCAAGUGAAUAAUUUAUCCAUUAAACCCCUAAGAGAACGCAUCCAUGAGUCAGUUCAAGAGACGAAAAUUAAGAUGAGACAAACCUUAAUUAGAUCUCAGUUUGCUUGUACUUACAAAGAUGACUACAUGAUAAACAAGAAUAAACAAAAUAAUGUUGAUUCCGCAUCAGAGCCUUCGAAUGUUCUUCACAUGAAAAAUGACCUUUCUGAGAGUGUCAGUUCCUCUGUUGGAAGACCCACAAUUGGAUCAAACUCUGGAAAUGUCCAUCUGGACAGAAGUAAAAAUGAAAAAGCAAGAAGACCAAGUAGUCAGACAGGAAAUAAAAGCUCAAAAAGGAAACAGGUGGACUUGGAUGAUGAAAAUAUUCUGUGUGAUAACGGAAAUGAACCACCUCAACAUAAAAAUGUUAAGCUCCCUAAGACUUCAAAAAAUUUGCAGAAUAAAUUGGAUGGCAAACUAACCAAAAUUGCAAGAAGCAGCAAGAGUACCAGCAAGAACAAAUUGCUUGCUGGCCAGACGAAGUUAACUCAGUUUUUCAGACUGUGA